GUGCUGGGAUGGCUGGAGAAGGUCGCACUUCGCAGCUGAGCUGAGGGAGGCGUGAAGCAUCAUCCAUCCCCUGCUGACAUUUGAGAAUUAGAGUUAUGGAUCUUCGGCAUCUGCUGUUUACUUUGGCGCUGGUCUGUGCAAAUGACUCACUUUCUUCAAGUGAUGAUCUUCUACGAUGGCCACAAAUCAGCAAGUGCAGAUCACCUGAACUGGAGACAUUUUCAUGUUAUUGGACUGAUGGAAAUUUGUAUAACCUCACUGCUCCAGGAACAAUACAACUGUUGUACAUGAAAAGGAAUGAUGAAGACUGGAAAGAAUGUCCUGAUUAUAUCACUGCAGGAGAAAAUAGCUGUUAUUUCAACACAUCCUACACCUCUAUAUGGAUACCAUACUGUGUUAAGCUUGCCAAUAAAGAUGAAGUAUUUGAUGAAAAAUGUUUCAGUGUUGAUGAAAUAGUACUACCUGAUCCCCCUGUCCACCUUAACUGGACUCUGCUAAAUACUAGUCAAACUGGGAUCCAUGGGGAUAUCCAAGUAAGAUGGGAUCCACCACCAACAGCAGAUGUUCAGAAGGGAUGGAUUACUCUGGAGUAUGAGUUGCAGUACAAAGAAGUUAAUGAGACAAAAUGGAAGGAGUUAGAACCCAGGCUCUCAACAAUGGUUCCACUGUACUCUCUGAAGAUGGGACGAGAUUAUGAGAUACGAGUCCGAUCAAGACAACGUACCUCCGAAAAAUUUGGGGAGUUCAGUGAAAUCCUCUAUGUAUCUUUUUCUCAAGCAGGCGUUGAAUUUGUUCAUUGCGCUGAAGAAAUUGAGUUUCCAUGGUUCCUAGUUGUUAUCUUCGGAGCAUGUGGGCUGGCUGUAACGGUGAUCUUAAUCCUGUUGUCUAAACAACCAAGGUUAAAAAUGCUGAUUUUUCCUCCUGUGCCAGUUCCAAAGAUUAAAGGGAUUGACCCAGAUCUCCUGAAGAAAGGAAAGCUAGAUGAAGUGAACUCCAUCUUAGCCAGCCAUGACAGCUACAAGACACAGCUAUACAAUGAUGACUUGUGGGUCGAGUUUAUUGAGCUGGACAUAGACGACUCCGAUGAAAAGAACAGAGUCUCAGACACCGACAGGCUCCUGAGUGAUGAUCGUCUGAAAUCACACAGCUGCUUGGGAGCAAAGGAUGAUGAUUCUGGACGGGCCAGUUGUUGCGAACCAGAUAUUCCAGAGACAGACUUCAGUGCAAGCGACACGUGUGAUGCCAUCUCUGAUAUCGAUCAGUUCAAAAAGGUAACUGAUAAAGAAGAAGAUCUCUUGUGCCUUGACAGGAAAGAUGAUGACGAGUCCCUUCCAACUCUUGCUGACGCAGACGCCCAGCAGCCACAUACCAAUACGCAGUCUGAACGCAGCGAGUCGUGGCCACCUUUUGCAGACAGCAGCGACUCAGCUAGUCCAUCAGUCCAUACCCAGCUCAGUAACCAGAAUUCCUUGACAAACACUGACUUCUAUGCGCAAGUGAGUGAUAUUACUCCAUCAGGCAGUGUUGUACUUUCACCAGGGCAGAAAUCCAAGGUGGGGAGAGCACAGUGUGAAGGCUGCACAGAACAAAGCUUUGACAUGGACAGUGCCUAUUUCUGCGAGGCAGAUGUGAAAAAAUGUAUUGCUGUGACUUCCCAGGAAGAGGAUGAGCCGCGUGUGCAGGAGCAAAGCUGUAAUGAGGACGCUUACUUCACCACAGAAAGCCUUACCACUACUGGUAUCGGUCUUGGGGCUUCAAUGGCAGAAACCCCAGGUCUGGAGAUGCCUGUCCCAGACUAUACUUCUAUCCAUAUAGUUCACUCUCCACAAGGCCUUGUGCUCAAUGCAACUGCACUGCCUGUGCCAGAGAAAGAAUUCAACAUGUCUUGUGGCUAUGUGAGCACAGACCAGCUGAACAAAAUCAUGCCGUAGCUCUCCUUUGACUAGGUGUGUGCAGUAUUUCACAGCAGAGAGUCAGCUUGGGCUUGUAUGCUGAAACCAAAAUGAAGUCUAAACGUUUCUCGUGGUUCUUAUAAUUUUAUCUCAAGUGUUGAAGCAUAAAAUAUUCAUCAAAAUAUUCCUAUUGUUCUGUAAAUAUUAUCUAUGAAUUUGUCUUGAGACUGUUUUACUAGCCGUGACUGUCUUGUUCUCGUGGGUGUUGAUUUUUGUGAUACUGAACAUUGAAAUGACUAUGUUUAAUGUACAGUAAAUCAUGCUUUUCGAUAAAGCUAAAAAUCAGGUGGUCUAAAGUCUAAGAAUUUAGUAAAAAUCAAAUGCUGUUGACAGAGAUCUUUAUAUCAAUAAUUGGGAACUGAGCAUAGGUUAAAAAAAAAAAGUAAUUUGAAUAAAACAUUUAUUUUGAUCUAUGUAAAUUAAUAAAAUGUAUUUUAAUAUUUUAGUC
Molecule: messenger RNA, 2400 nt
Organism: Anas platyrhynchos (mallard)
Lineage: Eukaryota; Metazoa; Chordata; Aves; Anseriformes; Anatidae
Gene: GHR
Product: growth hormone receptor
Biological process (GO): cytokine-mediated signaling pathway
Cellular component (GO): membrane; external side of plasma membrane
Molecular function (GO): cytokine receptor activity; protein binding
Source: RefSeq, marked provisional